Molecule: messenger RNA, 684 nt
Organism: Topomyia yanbarensis
Lineage: Eukaryota; Metazoa; Arthropoda; Insecta; Diptera; Culicidae
Exons: 1
Coding region: 1-684 (227 amino acids)
Molecular function (GO): nucleic acid binding
Source: RefSeq, a predicted model, not a curated record
AUGGAAAUCAAAAAGGCUACACACUGCUUGGUGAAACUCGCCCAGGAUGAAAGAUUCUCUCAGGAUCUCGCGGAAGUAGCUUGUAAUGGGCAAAUCAAACAAAAUUCUCGAUUGAAAACUCUUACUUCAAUACUAACGAAUGGCGUAUUGCGUGUCGGUGGCCGGCUGCGCUAUGCUCCCGUAAGCUACGACCAACGGCAUCCGAUGAUCCUGCCGGACAAACAUCCUUUCACUGAGCUACUAGUAGUUCACUACCACCGAAAGUUUUUACAUGCUGGUCCGCAAUUGCUAAUUGCCACCAUUCAUGAAAGAUUCUGGCCAUUACGAAUAAGAAAUCUUGCCCGCCAAGUUGUUCAUUCUUGCGUCAGCUGUUUUCGUUACAAACCUAAGAUCCUGCAACAGUUAAUGGGUGAACUUCCGCCGGAGCGCGUUACACCAGCAUUUCUGUUUCUCCGCAUGGGUUUGGAUUACUGUGGACCUCGUCAAUCUCGCCGAGCUGCCCCUGUUGAAUGUUUUGUUGCCAUUUUCGUAUGCCUCGUAACGAAGGCGGUCCACAUUGAGUGCGUUGGAGACCUAUCGACCAACUCAUUCCUAGCUGCUCUGAAACGGUUUGUCGCUCGCCGAGGGAAACUAGAGUUGAUUGAGUGCGACAAUGCAACUUCAAAGGAGCUCAACGCGAGCUGA